AUGAUACUAGAUAUCCCACAAGAACCAACCGACCGCGUCGUCGCCUUCCUAUGGAAGUACCCUUAUGACCCUCUAGCUUUGAACGACGCUCUGCGGGCAGUUCUAGUCUGGGACAGCAUCUCGAAGGCAGAGAACUGUGAGGCGGAGGUCUCGGCCUCUGGAAUUGUUGAUGGGGUACGAGGAAUGAAGAACCCCGUUCCUGAAGUUGACCUUGCUCACUUUAUUAUCUACUGGCCACACUACAAGCGGUAUCACGAGGUCAACCACAUGUCUCGGUAUAUGCACCCUUUCCGUUUUGUCCAUGCCCAUUAUGGGCAAGACACUCUCAAACAUGGAGUGCAUAUGAAGAUCGAUUCUAGCAGUCUGAACUCUGAACGAAUUCGCGAGCUGGUCGCGAACCUGGGAUUGCUAUCGCCCGAUUAUUGA
Fusarium poae is the source of this 426-nucleotide messenger RNA. RefSeq lists its product as uncharacterized. Lineage: Eukaryota; Fungi; Ascomycota; Sordariomycetes; Hypocreales; Nectriaceae. The transcript has a single exon. Bases 1 to 426 code for a protein of 141 amino acids. The record is from RefSeq and is a predicted model, not a curated record.